Schizophyllum commune H4-8 is the source of this 2833-nucleotide messenger RNA. RefSeq names its product kinase-like protein. NCBI's taxonomy places the organism in Eukaryota, Fungi, Basidiomycota, Agaricomycetes, Agaricales, Schizophyllaceae. The record is from RefSeq and is a predicted model, not a curated record. Gene Ontology annotation, molecular function: ATP binding; protein serine/threonine kinase activity. The coding region runs from base 338 to 2365 and encodes 675 amino acids. Gene Ontology annotation, cellular component: cytoplasm. Gene Ontology annotation, biological process: autophagy; peptidyl-serine phosphorylation. The transcript is spliced from 5 exons.
AUACUCACAAUCCCGAGGAUGGGCCUUGAGUGCCUUUCGCACGUCUGUCCCCCCUUUCCGAGCGCGGACCUCGGUUUUACUUCCUCGCCCCCAAGCUCCAUCCGCAUGAAACCCUUUGCGUUAUAACUUCGUUGCUGCAACCUGCUCGUCGCCUAGCCCCGAUCCUGCACGCAGGCAUCAUUUGAUCUCCUCGUGUUCAACACGCUGAAAACGACUGGGGGGCACGUUCCCGCCGGUACCUCCUGCUGCGCUGCUUUUAAGCGGCGGCUUGUCAGCAGCACCGUACCGCACUCGCCCCCGGGUCCCGUCACCUCGCCUUCGCUCCCCAUCGCCAGCCAUGCCGAAGCAGCCCCGCGUCUCGUCGCCGGCGACGCACCCGCCCGUCGGCACCCUCAUUGACGACGACUCGCUGGAACUCGUCGAGGUGCUCGGUGUGGGCGGAUACGGUGUCGUCUACCGCGCCGUUGACACGUACUCCUCGCGGCCUCAGUCGUACGCCGUGAAGUGUCUGUUCCAGAAGCAGAGCGCCCGCCACCGCCAGGCGCACCUCCGCGAGGUCGCCCUCCAUCAGGCGGCAAGCGCGCACCCUAACGUCAUCACGCUGCACCGUGUGAUUGAGGACGAGGACUACACGUUCAUCAUUAUGGAUUACGCCCCCGACCAGGACCUCUUCACGCAGAUUCUGCACAACUGCCGGUACCUGGGCAACAACGAGCUCAUUAAGCAUGUCUUCCUUCAACUUCUUGACGCUGUCGAGUUCUGUCAUUCUCUCGGUAUCUACCAUCGCGACCUCAAGCCCGAGAACGUGCUCUGUUUCGAUGAGGGCCUCCGAGUCGCCAUCACCGACUUUGGCUUGAGCACUACCGACAAGUACAGCGACGAGUUCAGGACCGGCAGCGUGUACCAUAUGAGCCCGGAAUGUCAGGGCGGUGAUUACGCACCGGCGAGGUCAUACUCGCCAUUAUUUAACGACAUAUGGUCGCUGGGUAUUAUUCUUCUUAAUCUUAUGACGGGACGCAACCCGUGGAAGUCUGCAUCGAUCUCCGACCCUACUUUCCAGGCCUACCUGCACGAUCCCAUGAACUUCCUUCCCUCCGUCCUGCCCAUCUCCGCGGAGAUCAACGACGUCCUCAUACGGAUGCUCGAUGUCAACUGGCGGCGGCGCAUCUCGCUCGCCGAGCUGCGCGUCGCCAUCGAGGACAUCACCGACUUCUACGCCGACACCGUCGUCUUCGAGGGCAGCAUGGCCAAGUGCGCGUGGGAGUGCGGCGCGGACAUCCACACCGCGUCCUCCUCCUCGUCCACGAAGCAGGGCUCCCCGGCCGCGAGCCCGACGAAGUCGCAGCAGAACAUGCUCCUCGAGUCGCGCUGGAGCAAGGACUCCUCGUCGGAGCUCAUCUUCGCGACGCGCUCGGUCGAGGUCUCGCCGCCCGCGUCGCGCUACGCGGAGGAGGGCGCGCUCUCGUCGUCGUCCUCCGACUCGUCGCAGGACAUCGAGAUCUACGACCGCUCGCGCACGCCGUAUGCGAGCCAGUCGUCGGGCGACUCCGUCGACGACACGCUCUCGGGCUCGCUGCCGUGCACGCCGUACGGUGCGGAGAAGAUUGGCCGCCGCGACCGGCGCAAGACGCUCACCAUCGACACGAACUGGCUCCGGCCGCAGUGCUACGACCCGGACGCGCGUAUGGCCUCGGCGUCGACGCUGUCGUCCAUCAUGCACACCGCCAUCGAGCUCGACUCGCUGUCGCCGUCGCUGCUUGUGCACGGCCAGCGCACGCGGUCGAUGAUGUCGGUCGAGAACUCCCUGCGUCCGUCGUCCGCCAUGGUCACCGACCCCUAUGACGCGGAGGGCGAGACCGAGGAGGACGAGAUGACGUCGCCGUCUGCGUGGGGGUACAGCGUGUCGAACAUGUCCUUCGCGGAGCACCCGUCGGACGUCUCAUCGCCGGUUUCGGUGGUCACUAACGUGUUGUUCCCGGAGACAGAGGCUGAGUCGCACUACUACCAGGACCUCGAGGCGCAGCGCCAUCCCCUCGCGGUAGCCUGCCCCUCGCCGUGCCCGGACACCAUCGUCUGGCCCGAGCACCGCUCGCCAAUCAGCCACGCGCAGAGCCAGAGCGCCAGCCAGAGUCGACCUCCCCCGCCCGCGUCGCGUCGCCCGCCGUCGCUGCCGCCGCCGCCCGAGGCAAGUCUCUCCCGCGGCAGGCCCGCAAGCCCGCUCUGGCGCAUGGCGACGUGGCCCGUGCUCCUGCUGCUCCGCGUCCUGCCUCGCCGCGUCGCUUCAAGCUAUUUCCGCGCGGUCAAGUCUCUGCGCCACCUUCGCCCUUGGCAGCGGCGUUUGAGGAGCGCGCAGGCACUCGUGUAGGCGACAACCUGACUACGCCACCCCGGAGGCAGGCAGGGUACAAGCGCCAGCGCUUGCUAUCUUCACCCAAGUUUUGGUUCUCGCCCACGAGAGUCGCUGCGCAGGCGUGAGCUGAGCUCGUCGAACGGCAAGCGCGGGCGCGGCCUGGAUCACCACUGUAUAUAGAGGGUUUGCAGCAACUUCCACGCUCCUUGUCUUUAUGAUUUCGUUCUUCUCGCAUGCCUUUUUCGUCCUUCUCCUCCACUCUUACACCCAUGGGACUUUGCAUGACCUCCACACAUUUGUAGACCACACACACACGUCGCGCACACACUGUUAUUUAUACCACACGGGCAUGAUAGGUUGAUUCCUCAUACCACAUAUAUGUAGACGUACCUAGUGUACCAUACCAUCUGUACGAGUCUGUACGCCACCUCACACGAACAUGCUACGCUUAGGGCCCACGAUGAAUACGAGCGGUUUUACGAG